This is a messenger RNA of Lodderomyces elongisporus, 870 nucleotides long. RefSeq lists its product as uncharacterized. Bases 1 to 870 code for a protein of 289 amino acids. Gene Ontology annotation, cellular component: mitochondrion. Lineage: Eukaryota; Fungi; Ascomycota; Pichiomycetes; Serinales; Debaryomycetaceae. The transcript has a single exon. The record is from RefSeq and is a predicted model, not a curated record.
AUGUUUGGUCAAAUUACAAAAGUAGGCGUUUUCCGCCUCAACUAUCGACUACCACUUGCUUCUUAUCAAGGUCUCAGAUUUGCUGGCCAUUCCAAAUGGUCCAACAUCAGGCACGACAAGGCGAAAAACGAUGCUAAAAAGUCCAAAGAAGCGACUUUAAUCUCGGAUAAAAUUGCCAGCUGUGUACGUACUGGUGGUGUUGAUGGUAAUGCCAAUUUGGAGUCAUUGAUUGAGAGGGCUAAGAAAUUGAAUGUGAGCAAAACGGUAAUUCAAGGUGCGAUUAAGCGUGGUUCAGGUAACAUUGAUAAUUCACUGGCUAAUAGUGAGGUAAGUUAUGAAUUUAUGGGUCCCCAUGGUAUAGCGAUGAUUGUUUCUGCAGUGACUGAUAAUAAGGCAAGAACAGUUAUGAGGGUCAAGAGCGCAUUGCAAUAUUUUUCUGCGUCAAUGAGCCCGUGCAAUUAUAUGUUUGAAAAGAAGGGCGAGAUUUUGUUCAAGCCCAAGGAUAUGCAAAAUGUCGAAGAGUUUGACCAUGUAAUGGAUAUGGUUAUAGAAUUGGGUGCUGAAGAUAUUGAAGAGUUUGAUUUUGAAGAUGAAGUUAAACCAGAUGUUGUACACAAAAUCUACAGGUUGAUCUGUGACCCUAUGGAUAUUCAUCAGAUAUCCAAUGAGUUGGGUGCCAAAGGUUACAAAAUUCACGACAGUUCAAUCCGAUCCUUGGCUAAUCCAGAUGUUGAAGUAGAGUUUCCUGAAGCAGAUUCAAAGGGGUUUUUGAAGGCCAUUGAUGCCUUGGACCAAACACCAGAAGUUACUGAUUACUUUACAAAUAUCAAGGACGAACACGAAACGAGGAUAAAGGAGUCAUUGAAUUAA